This is a messenger RNA of Numida meleagris (helmeted guineafowl), 6103 nucleotides long. RefSeq names its product thyroid adenoma-associated protein homolog. The record is from RefSeq and is a predicted model, not a curated record. The transcript is spliced from 30 exons. Gene Ontology annotation, cellular component: cytosol. NCBI's taxonomy places the organism in Eukaryota, Metazoa, Chordata, Aves, Galliformes, Numididae. Gene Ontology annotation, biological process: tRNA methylation. Bases 40 to 5709 code for a protein of 1889 amino acids.
UGGCCCGGGGCCGCCUCUCCGCCCGCUCCGCUCCGCGGCAUGGGUGCCGAGCGGGAGGCGCGGGCCUGCGCCGCUUUCUACGGAGAUGCGGGGCGAUGCGGGCCGGGCCUCGCCGCGCUGCGCUGCGUGCGCUGCCUGCAGCAGUUCGCGGGGAGCACAGCCAAGCGGUGCCGGGACAAGCACCUGGAGGAGGCCCUGCAGCUGGCGCGGACGCUGGGUGAAGAGCUGCGGGCGCUGGGUGAGACGGAGGCGCAGCCGCUGCUGCGCUGUGUCCUGGCCUUCCAGCUGGAGGCAGCGGGCAGCUCCAGCGCCUUCCAGAAGCUGGAACAGAUCGUGACCCAGCUGGCCGUGGGCCAGGAGGCUGUGCUGGCGCAGGAGGUGGGCACUCUGCUGGCCGGGCUGGCACUGCACAAAGAGGUGCUGUCACCUGAGGACCUUCAGGCAGUGUGCAUGUUCAUAGAGGAGAGCAGCCUGGGCCGGCACCACUGGCAACAGAACAUGGCCCCACUGCUGCAGCACCUGGCCCACACCCUGGGCUAUGUGUUGCAGGGCCAACCGGCACCAAGCAGUGCUUGGGGCUGCCUGGCUGUCAAGGCCUGCCUCCAGCUCUUCCAGGCUCUGCCAAAGGAUGUGGCCCCACUGGUAUGGAGUGCAGCAGCAAAGAGUGAAGCUCUGCAGGACAUCCUGAGACUUCUGCUGGAGGUGGUGGCAGGGAAGGCCCUGAGCAAGGACAUGCGGCUGCUGGCAGGCACAGCGCUCAGCAUGCUGCUGAACACAGCCCCACAGCUCGAGAGCGGGGCCAGCGCUGCACUCGCCCUCUUCCAGCUCACGGACAGAGCAGAUGCAGGGGAGCUGCGAGUUGGGGAGCUGGUGGUGGAGGCUCACAGCAUCCCAGAGGCGGAUGGGCUGGAGAAGCUGGCGCUGAGCAGGGGGCUGCUGACAUGCUGCCGGGCAGACAUCCUCUGCUGCCAGCUGGAGGGCAGCACCUGUCAGGCCUGCCUGCUGCUGGAUGUGCUUUUCCCCACUGUGUGUGCCCUGAGCAAGGAGCAGAAGGACUGCCACUACCACUGCUUCCAAGUCAUGGUGCUGUGGCUGCGGCGUGUCCAGGAGAACCUGCCCAAGCUCUGGCACCUGCGGGGCAGCCGCCUCCUGGCCAAGGAUGCUGAGCUGCUGCAGGAGCUCACCCAGCUGGUAUGGGACAAUGCCGAGGCUCCGGUAGAGGGCGUUUCCGAGUUCAUCCAGAGCUCCUUCCGACUCCUGCUGGAGAUCUACCACCUGGAGUGCCAGCACUUUGAGGACCAGGAGAGACCCCUCUACCAACAGAUGUUGCAGAGGGCGGUCUCAAUGCCGUGGCAGAUCAAGGCCAGAUAUGUGCCCCUGUGUGCCUUAGUCCCCUACAUGGGCAGCCAACAGGUGCUGGAUGCCUGCCCCACGCUGCCACAGCAGCUCCUGAGCUGCCUGUCCACCAACCACCUGUGCCCUGUGGCCGCUGAGCUCUACAGGGCCCUGGUGCGGCAGCAGUGCUCCCAGGAGCAGGGUGAUGUACAGGCCGAGCUCUGGGCACAGCACUGGCUGCCACUCCUGAGCCAGGCGCUCCGCUCACCUCUGCCCAUCCUGCACAGCAACGCCGCCAACCACCUCCUGCCCUGGACGCUGCGGCAGCUCCCGGCUGCUGGCACACUGCUGGCCGCCCAGUUUGAUGGCGUGGAUACGGCCGCGCUGCGGGCCUGGGUGUCACUGCUGCGGGUGCAGAGGAGCACAUCUGGGGCCAUGCCACUGCGGGCCAAGGCGGUAGCACGGCUGCAGUCUUGCCUGCGUGCCCGCGAGGAGGGCGUGCGGCUGGCAGCGCUGGGAUUGCUGUGCGGCGGCCCCGGGCACAGCUUGACAGGCACCGAGGAGCAGCUGCUGCGGGAGUUCCUGCCGCUCAACCUCAACUGCCACAACUCUGCCUUUCGGCAGCUGCUGCAGGCGGCCCUGAGAAAGGUGCUGGGGCGGCUGCGGGAUGGUGCGCUGGCACGGCUGCGGGGGAAGGACCCCGUGGAGCCAAGGGGCGAGGGAGUGGGACAGCCGGCGCAGGCCAUAGAUUUUGUGGAGUGGCUGCUGCAGCUUUGCAUCUCCUCGCUCACCCCCUGGGCCAACUACCAGAGGAAGAAGACGGCUCUGCUCCUGCUGACGGCCAUUCUGGAGACCUGCACGGACACUUGGAGCCCCGAGAGGAAGAAAGGACAGCCCCCACGGACAAUGGCCAUGCUGUUGGGCCACGCCAGGCAGAGUGGCUGCUGGGACUUCUUCUCCCGGCCCAACCUGCUGGCACUGCUGGGCUGCCUGCAGGACAGCACCAACGAGGUGAGUGCCACCCCCUGCCCCACUCCCCCACCCAUGUCCCCAUUCCCACCUCUCCUCCUCUGGCAGAUCAGGGACAUGGCCUCAGAGCUGCUCAUCCGCUACUUCCCUGCGGCGUUCCCUGAGACCCUCACCCCAGCACUGCUACAGCUGGCCCAGGAUGCCCUCAGCAGCCCGCGCGUGCAGGAGGCGGAAGCCGGAGCAGUGCUCAUGAAGACAAUCCUGCAGAAGUCAGACAGCAGCACCCUGAAGUUCCUGGCCCUGGAGGCCAGCACAGCCCAGACACUGACAAACCGCAGCCUGUACUUCGCCCAGCACCUGUUACGGGUACUGCAGGCCCAGCUUGCCACAGCUCAGCAGAACCUACUGCAGGGAGCAGCCAUGGCACCAAUGCAUGGUGUGCUUGCAGCCCUGCGGAGGUGCCUGCUGCAAGUGCCUGAAGUGGCCACCUGCAUGCGAGCAGCAGAGUUGGCAUACGGCUGGCAGGAGCUGCUCAGCAGCCUGGUGGGCACUACAAGGGACAUCACCUCCCUGCUGCUGGGUGCUCUGCAGAGCCAGCAGGGGCCUGGAGCUGAGCAGCAAGAGGCUUCCCCAUCAUUUGCAGACAUGGGAAAUGCAAUUGGCUCACUCAUCAUGCUGGGGAAGGGCCAGCAGGAGGAGGAAGAGGACUCAGUUCUGCUGUCAGAGGAGCACAGUUUGAUCCUGACAUGCUGUUGGGUCUCAGUGAAGGAAGUUGGGCUGCUGCUGGGAGGCCUGGCUGAGCUGCUGCUGUCAUCCCCCGGAGCAGAGCACCUCCUGCCUCUUGCCAGCCUGCAGACAGCUGCAGCAGUCUUCCAAGAGAUCCUGCUGCGGUGCCGGCACUGGGGAGCAGUGGAGGGCUGCAGCAUGGGCUUCACCAAGUUCUGUGCUGCUCUGCUGAACCACCCUGACACGGAGCUGCAGGCGAUCCCGCAGACCAUACUGGACCGGGGCUUAGAAGCACUGAGUGGACCCCGGAGCAGCUCGAUAACACGCCGUGCUGCCGGCUUCCCCAUGCUCUUCCUCUGCAUCGUCAGUGGGGAAAACCCAGCCCAGGCACGUCCACUCCUGACCCGCUGUAUCCAAACACUGCUAGCCCUGGCCACCAUGGCCCUGCCGCAGGACUGGGACCAAACCCUUGACCUCCCGCAGGUGUGUGCCCUGCACGUGCUGCAGACGCUGGUGCGCGGUGCAGGGCUGGGCACUGCGCUGCUGCGGCAUGCCACCCCGAUGGUGGCCCUGGCACUGCGGGGAUUGGGCUCGCCUUGCUGGGCCAUGAGGAAUGCGGCCAUCCAGCUCUUCAGUGCUCUCACCACACGGCUACUGGGCCAGAAGCAGAGCAGUAGUGAGGGCUGCCUGGUGGAGGGGCUGAGCCUGCCCGCGUUCCUGGGGCAGCACCCACAGCUGGGCACUGUGCUGCUGGCUGAGCUGGGGGAGGCCGUGCCCGGGGGGCCCCACCUGCGCCCUGCACUCCACGCCAUCCUCACACUGCUGGCGCAGCUGCAGCCUGGCCCCGAUGAGCCCAGCGGCCCCUCCACUCACUUCCUGGAGCCGCUGCUGAAGCUGGCGGGGAGCCCCAUCUACGCUGUGCGAGCCAUGGCCGCCAAAGCACUGAUUCCCAUCGUCCCACUGCUGCAGCGCCCUGCUCUGCUCCUGCGCCUGGCCCAGCAGCUUCCCGCACCAGGGGGGGUCCGCUCGCACAACGCUCUGCAUGGGCACCUGCUGCAGAUGCGGGCACUGCUGGCCCCCACCCUGGGCACCGACGCGCUGCCGGCCGAGGCCUUGCACCCCGUGGCCCUGCAGCUGGAGGCCCGGGGCUGGCUGCUCGGCCCUGCCCAGCGCUGCCCGCUUGUCCGUGCCGCCUUCCUCCAGGUGCUCGCCCUCCUGCCCGCCUCCCUCAGCCCCGGCUUCACACAGAGCAUCUGGGAUGCCAUCAGCGCUGAGCUGGGCAACCUCAUGCCGGGCAGGGAGCCAGUCUGUGCCGAGCUGCAGGUGGGUGCAGCCGUCCUCCACCAGACCAUGGCCCGCUUUGCAUGCAGCGAGGCAGCCCGACUGGCUGACAGUGAGAGCAUCCACACUGUCUGCUCGCUUCUGCGACAUCCGCACCCCGAUGUCCACCUUGCCGUGCUGAGCUGGGUGACUGAUGGCAAGGGAGGAGAGUGCGAAGAACUGGAGAGGGCCCUCCGUUUGACACUGCUGGAGAACUUACAGUCAGUGCUGCGAGACAGAGGGAACAAAGAGUUCCUGAGAUUGUACCUUGAGGCUUUGAUGCAUCUUUGCAGAAACUGCCCAUCUUGGUCCCAGGAUGCUUCCCAGAAGCUCCAGGGCUCUGCCUUAGUGUGUGUGGAAAUGCUACUCCUCGUGAUGGAGACGGAGCACCCUGGCCCGGAGCUCCUCUCCCAGGCGCUGUGUGCUGCCAGCCUGCUGCUCACCAUGGGGUUUGGUGACAAGGACGCCCUGCUGGUGCAGCGGUGGUGCGUGAUACUGGAGGCGUGCGCUCAGCCUGCAGCAGAUGAGGUGCUGCGGCUGGCGGCUGCAUGCUCCCUGCAGGCAGCGGGCACCAAGGUGCUGCAGCAAUGCAGGGGGGCUGCUUGCCCCUGGCUCAUCCCUGUGGCACUGCGGGUGAUAAACGUGAGCAUUCACCUCCUGCAAGAUGAGGACCCCGAUGUACGGCACGAGGCUGCAGGUUUUGCGAGCCUGGUGCAGCGUGGUGUGGGGAAGCCAGGAGGAGAUGGCUGCAUCUUCGUGCAGGGCAACGUGGGGCUGCUGGGCCUCCUGCAGCUCCUCCUGGAUGAGUUUGGGCAGCACCCUGAGACCUUCAGCUCGCUGCUGCAGCACCUGCCCCAGCCUGACCUCAGGGCAAUUGUGGAAGACCUGGAAGCUGACACCCCCCCCAGCCUGUACAAGGAGGACGAGCCCAAUGUGUUUGCGGAGCCGGCCGCCCUGGCGCAGCAGCUGCUGCCCUUCCUGCUGCAGCUCCUGGAGAAGGCGCCCAGCUCUGCCCUGCACUGGCUGCAGGCUGCGGGUCCCAGCGUGCUGCGGGACCUGCACUACUGCCAGCAGCGAUGGAGCCACGAAUCAUCUGCACUCUGCUGGAUGAAGGAGCUGGGCUGUGCCGUGCUGCGUGCUGCCCUGGCUGUGCUGCUGGUGAGGGCCCGGCUGGUGGCCCACGCGCUGCGGGCGCUGGGUGAGGAGCAUGGAGCUGUGCUGGGGUUGGGCUGUGGUGCCCAGGAGCUGGAGCAGGAGCUGGUGCUGGUGCAGGGGUUGCUGGCAGAACACGGGCUGGCCCCUGCGCCCCAACAGAACACUGUGCCAGGGGAGCUGGGAGAAGCACAUGGAGACAGCUGAUGGCUGUGGACACAGAGCAGUGUCACCGAGCCCUGUUGUGGGGGGUUCUCGUUCUCGUGGUUGUGUCCUGACAUUUUUUGGGUGCUCCCUGCAGCAUGGCUGCGGGUUCAGUGGUGGAACUCAGGGGUAGCAGGAUGUGUCUGCUCCGUUUGUGCCUGGAUGCAGCAGCACGCAGGGCACAGUGGCAGCUCUCCGUCCCACUGCCACCGGUACGGCAUCGCCCGCAGCGCUCCUGCACUGCUCGCUGGGGUCCGGCUGGGAGGAUGGGACACGCACAGGUGCUCUCACUCCUUGUCAUCCCGCUGCCCUUCCACUACGCCACUUAUUAUCCGGCGUUUUAGCUGUAUUUUGUAUCCAGCCCGGGUUUCUGUAUCAAAUAAAGAGACCCGCAGCA